AUGCUCCUCCUGCUGACAGCACUCCAGAUCAUGGCUCUAGCCAUGGCACAGACCCAAGAGGAUAAGGACAAGAUACUUGGUGGUUAUACAUGCAUCCAGAACUCCCAGCCAUGGCAAGCGGCCUUACUGGCAGGUCCCUUUCGUAGUUUCCUCUGUGGAGGGGUCCUGCUGUCAGGCCAAUGGGUCAUCACCGCUGCUCACUGUGCCCGCCCGAUCCUUCAUGUAGCCCUGGGCAAGCACAACCUGAAGAAUUGGGAGGCUACCCAGCAGGUGCUGCGUGUGGUUCGCCAGGUGCGACACCCCCAGUACAACUCCCGGACCCACAACAACGACCUGAUGCUGCUGCGGCUGGAGCGGCCUGUUCGGCUGGGGAGGGCGGUGAAGCCCAUUGCCGUGGCCAAUACCUGCAUGAGCCCAGGGACCCCCUGUCUCGUGUCUGGCUGGGGCACCACAUCUAGCCCCAUUGCCAGGUACCCCAACUCUCUGCAAUGCGUGAACAUCAACAUCUUCUCGGAUCAAGAGUGUCAGGGGGCUUAUCCCGGAGCCAUCACUGCCGGCAUGGUCUGUGCAGGUGUUCCCCAAGGAGGGAAGGACUCUUGUCAGGGCGACUCAGGGGGACCCCUGGUGUGCAAAGGACAGCUCCAGGGCCUCGUUUCCUGGGGGAUGGAGCGUUGUGCCCUGCCCGGCUACCCUGGGGUCUACACCAACCUGUGCAAGUACCAGACCUGGAUCCAGAAAACCAUACGGAGAAGAUGA
Messenger RNA from Puma concolor (puma), 756 nucleotides. RefSeq names its product kallikrein related peptidase 14 (gene KLK14). Gene Ontology annotation, cellular component: secretory granule. NCBI's taxonomy places the organism in Eukaryota, Metazoa, Chordata, Mammalia, Carnivora, Felidae. Gene Ontology annotation, molecular function: serine-type endopeptidase activity. Gene Ontology annotation, biological process: proteolysis; epidermis morphogenesis; seminal clot liquefaction. The record is from RefSeq and is a predicted model, not a curated record.